Molecule: messenger RNA, 1091 nt
Organism: Hemibagrus wyckioides
Lineage: Eukaryota; Metazoa; Chordata; Actinopteri; Siluriformes; Bagridae
Gene: rnf113a
Product: ring finger protein 113A
Exons: 10
Coding region: 27-995 (322 amino acids)
Biological process (GO): snoRNA splicing
Cellular component (GO): U2-type spliceosomal complex
Molecular function (GO): metal ion binding
Source: RefSeq, a predicted model, not a curated record
UGUUUUGUUUUCGAGCGGAAAUCAAGAUGGCGGACGCCGAGGAAACCAGACCAGUAACCUGCACGUUUCUUUUUAAGAAAUCAAACAAGAAAUUCUCUGCGCGGAAAAGAAAAGCCAGUGACAGCGACAAAGACAGGAGCAGCGAUGAGGAGAAAAACGCCGUGGUGAAGAGAGAGAAGAAAGCAAGCUCUCACAACCCCAUGGUACAGAGGAGCAAGAAAGUGGAAAAGAAAGAGGUUUCCUCCAGUGACAGUGAUGAAGACCGAGAGACCAAGACCGUUACUGUGGCUUAUAAAUCCACUCGCUCUGCGAAACCAGAGGGACCAGACGACAUGGGAGCCACUGCAGUGUACGCGCUGGACACUGAGAGAGAUAAAGACGCUCAGGCCAUCUUCGAACGCAGCCAGAAAAUUCAGGAGGAGCUGCAGGGAAAAGAGGAUGAUAAAAUCUACCGCGGCAUCAACAACUAUCAAAAGUUCAUUAAGCCUAAGGACACCACCAUGGGUAACGCCUCGUCUGGCAUGGUCAGGAAAGGGCCGAUCAGAGCCCCUGAGCACCUGAGGGCUACAGUGAGGUGGGACUACCAGCCUGACAUAUGCAAAGAUUACAAAGAGACGGGCUUCUGUGGAUUCGGAGACAGCUGUAAGUUUUUGCACGACCGAUCUGAUUACAAACACGGCUGGCAGAUCGAGAGAGAGCUGGAGGAGGGACGAUACGGCGCUAACGACGAAGAAAACUACGAGGUGAGCAGCGACGAGGAGGAUCUGCCUUUCAAGUGCUUCAUCUGCAGAGAAUCCUUCAAGAACCCCAUCAUAACGAAGUGUAGGCAUUAUUUCUGCGAGGCCUGCGCGCUGCAGCACUACCGCAAGUCCAAGCGCUGCUACGUGUGCAACCAACAAACCAACGGCGUCUUCAACCCAGCCAAAGAAUUGAUGGCGAAGAUGCAGAAACAUCAAGCCAAUGCAGACCAGCCACCUUCAGACGAGGAAGACUAGCGUUCCCGUCUCCUCCCUUCCCUUCAUUCUCCCUGAACGUUUCCUCGGUGUUGUAAAUUAAUUAUCAAAAAUAAAAUCUUGCUUUUUAUUAAACAA